CUUAUUGCUUCCAAAUUGACACUGCAAUGACGAUACGAUAAAAACUGAUACAUAAUUAGUUUAUCCAGUAUAAAAUUAGAAUUAUGUUCUAGUGCUUGUUAUUAUCAAAUGCUUAUUGCUACCUAAUUGUAAGGUAAAGCCAAAUUAACUUCAGCAAAGCUCACUGCCACAGUGGCUUUGUUAAAAAGGUUUAAUGCAGGUCAAUAAUCCUGGCGAGGCAGAUUUCAAUCAUCGACUCGUCUAGAUUCCAUCGGCGGGCGGGAUCAUUGAUUGAUGUUUCAGAUGCAAGCGGUGAAUUUUGUGCCGAUGUCGCAACCGCCACCGCCGCCACCGCCGCCGCCGCCGCCCUCCUCACAAGCUAUCGACGACUGUGGCAUUAAAGAUGUUUGGAAUUAUAAUCUACAUGAGGAAUUCCAUAUUAUCAGACAGAUUGUCCAGAAAUAUCACUGGGUGGCCAUGGAUACAGAGUUUCCAGGGGUGGUGGCGAGACCAAUUGGUGAAUUUAGAUCAACUGCAGAUUAUCAAUAUCAAUUACUAAGAUGCAAUGUGGACUUGCUAAGGAUUAUCCAACUUGGGCUCACAUUCAUGGAUGAAAAUGGCCAAACUCCAUCUGGAUACACAACCUGGCAAUUUAAUUUUAAAUUCAGUUUACAGGAAGACAUGUAUGCACAAGAUUCUAUUGAUCUAUUGCAAAAUUCUGGUUUACAAUUUCGAAAACAUGAAGAAGAAGGAAUUGAUCCAUUAGAAUUUGCAGAACUUAUUAUGACCUCAGGUUUAGUGCUAAUGGACAACAUCAAAUGGCUAAGUUUUCAUUCUGGAUAUGAUUUUGGCUACUUGUUAAAACUUUUGACUGAUCAAAACUUGCCAUCGGAAGAAAAUGAUUUUUUCCAAAGUCUACGCAUGUACUUUCCCACCAUAUAUGAUGUCAAAUACUUAAUGAAGUUAUGUAAGAAUCUGAAAGGUGGAUUACAAGAAGUAGCUGAUCAGUUGGAGUUGCGCCGCGUCGGCCCCCAGCAUCAAGCAGGAUCCGAUUCACAUCUCACUGGCAUGGCUUUCUUCAAAAUUAAAGAGAUAUUCUUCGAUGACAACAUCGAGAACUCAAGUGGGCACCUGUAUGGAUUGGGCGCGCCAUUCUCCGCUACCGCCAAUAACUUCCCCGACGGUGGCGACGGAAAGCCCUCCUGAUGCGCGGCCGGCGGCCCCGGAUGUCCCGCGGGCCAGUCACGCAGUUUCAUCGUGACCGAAUAAAAACUGAUUCUGUAAACUGAUUCAAUAAUAAUUAUUUCUUCCAAAACAUUGUCAGUGAUUAAAUUGAUGACACAAUUUAAAAAUUGUAAUUGUAAACAUAUUUAAAUUUAAUGAUAAGUAAUAUAUGUUUACUUAGACUUUUAUGUGCGCAAAAAGAAUUACUUGGUUACUGAUAAGGAAAACUGUCUAUUGUCUGAUAUCAUUAUCGACAUUUUUUCAUAUUCAACAAUAUGCCCCAAAAUGGAGCAACAAUUAUUUACUAGGAAUUCAUUUACACAUGAAUAUAUACAACUAAUUACUACUUAUUA
Messenger RNA from Papilio machaon (common yellow swallowtail), 1556 nucleotides. RefSeq names its product CCR4-NOT transcription complex subunit 7. Lineage: Eukaryota; Metazoa; Arthropoda; Insecta; Lepidoptera; Papilionidae. The record is from RefSeq and is a predicted model, not a curated record. Bases 274 to 1185 code for a protein of 303 amino acids. Gene Ontology annotation, molecular function: nucleic acid binding; poly(A)-specific ribonuclease activity. Gene Ontology annotation, cellular component: CCR4-NOT complex; P-body; CCR4-NOT core complex. The transcript is spliced from 8 exons.